CCUUGUCUCGGCCAUGUUAGACGCUCAGAAGAUCGCAGAGAAUGCGGUGGCGGCAAAGAAAGAACAGCUACACGCCAUCGGCAGGUUCCUAUGGGAGAACCCAGAGAUCCGUUUCGAGGAGCAUAAGGCCCACGACACCAUUUGCACUUUCCUUGAAACAGAAGGUUUCGACGUCAAGAGGCACUACGUUCUACAGACUGCCUUCCGCGCUGAAUACGGAGAAGGUUCGUCCCCCGUUGUGGCCCUCCUGUGCGAGUAUGACGCUCUACCAGGAAUCGGCCAUGCAUGCGGACACAACCUGAUUGCCCAGAGUGCUCUAGCCGCGGCAGUGGUAGUGCGUGAGCUAAUGAAAACACACGAACAGUUGUGUGGAGUGCCGCUACAAGGAAAGGUUGUGGUGCUGGGCACACCCGCUGAAGAAGGCGGUAUGGGCAAAGAACUGCUGCUACGAGCCGGUGCCCUUGACGGCGUCGAUGCGGCCCUGAUGGCGCAUCCAGAGAAAGGGACCGCAUUGCGUGUAAUCCUGUCUGCGCGAUGUGGAGUUACAGCUCUCUUUGAGUGCGCUGGAGAAGAACAUGACGUGCAAUCCAGCGCUUUGGACGCCGCUGUACUCGCCUACUCGGGCUUGUCACUUAUACGCGCUCGCAUGGACCCGGAGUGUAGAAUGCAUGGCGUGUUCCUGCGCUCUGAGGCGACGUCUGCACUGGAGGUUCGUCGCAGCCAGUUACAUUUCUGUGUGCGGGCUCCGAGCACCGAAAGGCUCCUGAAAGUGCGCGCUGAGCUAGAGGCUUGCAUGGAAGCGGCCGCCAAGGCCACGGGCUGCAACGUCCACAUCGCUGAGAAGGAAAUCUUCUGCAAGCACAUGAACCUGAACGAACCACUGCUGAGAAUCUUCCAACGGCACGCAGAGGCGCAAGGAUUGGUAUUCGAAGACGCCCAUACAUGCCGGGCACAGCUGUCCGGCGCAACGUCAGACAUUGGCAAUGUGUCUCACGCGAUGCCCACCAUUCAUCCUAUGUAUCGCAUCGAGUCAGCAGCUAUGAAUCAUACCGCGGAAUACUGCCGGGCCGCUGGCACCAGGCAGUCGCAGGAGACGUCUCUUGUGGUGGGAAAGGCAUUGGCGCUCACAGCAUUUGAACUUCUUUGCGACCGCCCACUCCUGGAUUCGGCCAGAGAAGAUUUUGAACGCAGCUGUAGCAAGCACAAUGUAUGAAUGCCGCGUCACGCAUGCACAUGUUGAAUGUAUUGUUUUCUUUCCUGUGGGGCCGCAGUAUGGCGACAUAUAUGUAGA
Messenger RNA from Rhipicephalus sanguineus (brown dog tick), 1291 nucleotides. RefSeq names its product xaa-Arg dipeptidase. The record is from RefSeq and is a predicted model, not a curated record. Gene Ontology annotation, molecular function: dipeptidase activity. Bases 14 to 1213 code for a protein of 399 amino acids. The transcript has 6 exons. NCBI's taxonomy places the organism in Eukaryota, Metazoa, Arthropoda, Arachnida, Ixodida, Ixodidae.